AAUCAGAGUCAGAAGUUGAGUCAGAAGUUGAGUCAGAAGUUGAGUCACAAGCAGAGUCAGAAGCAGAGCAGUGGGAAGCCGAGUCAGAAUCUGCGUCAGAUGCAGAGACGGAAGCGAAGGCAGAGGCAGCGUCAGAAGCAGAGUCAGAAGCAGAGUCAGAAGCAGAAGGUGAGGCAGAGGCCUCACAUGCUGAAAAAGAGGAUGCUAGAUUGGUUGGGGUCAGGUUCUUGGACUUAUUAUGGCGACAGGCGGAGAAAGAGCAAAGCUGCUCGUAAGGCUCCUGUGGGGUGGUGCGACUGACUGGUAUACGCCAGACGUGAUGGAGGCCAGCGACUGUGAGUUCCGCUCGUUUGCAGAGUUAACCGACCUGUGGUACAAGGUGCAUUCUGACCCCAGGUUGGCCAAGGCGUUAUCUGUUGCAGUGGUUAAGGACGAGAAGUGGGGUGCCUCGCAGAUGGUAGACUUCUGGAAGCACAUGACUGUAUUCAAAGCUGUCUGGAAAGACUUCACCAUUUCAGAGUUGGGCCAGCUUCUUCGCACAGUGAUCAGGAAUGAGAGGGCGCAGAGCAGGAGCACGUUCAGCUCCAACAGGGACUCUGAUUCGGAAUCAGAUGAAGAGGGAGAAGAGUCUGAAGAUGACAACGAUGACAGCUUCGCUGACGCAUUUGAGGUGGCGGAGGAAGUCUGCGGCAUGUUUAGCUGCAUCUUCCGCGUGCUAGAGCUCACGCCGGCGCAGCAGAAGGACCUGUUCAAGGCGGCUGUGAAAGGGCUAUUUGGUGGCGAGAAUCUCUACUAUCUGGUUGAAGCAGGUCUUGGUUUAAACCUGACGUCCAGCGAGUUCCAAGAGCUCAGGCGAAAGGAGUCUCCGAAGACCCAGGCUCGGAUAACAAAGCAGAUACAAGAGGAAGAGGCCUACUGGUGCGACGAAGACAGUCCCCAGCCCAGCGCCCCACCCCCUUACGCCUCUCGUAACGGCUCCUGCUGUUCGAACAGCGCGAAACGGGGCUGCCUGAGGCGGCAGUGCGGCGGGUGCUGUAAAAAGGGUUUCGGUGGGGCGUGCGCGGUCCACUUAGGGACCGUCGCGGCGGCAGUAAGAGCGCCGCCGGCCGGAAAGUGCGUCGGAACCGGGGCUGCAACAUCAGCGGCCGCAAACUUGUCCUCCGAAGCCGCUCCGUUCGUCCCCGCAACUUCUGCUCCAGCGUACCGAGAGCCGAUUUACACCGCGGAAGAGACCCGGGUGGUAAAGAGCGAAGCUGAGCUCGAGAAGGUGCUGACCGCCGGGGGCGCGUUCAAGCGGGUGAUCUUCCGGGACUUCUACGUGAAGCCCGAACAAUUCGGGCGGAUGGUUGCGCUGUUUGGGGCCGGUUUGGAAUGCAUUGAGAUGAGCGGAGGGGAGGGGUAUCAGCUGAACGGAGAGUCGAUCCGGGGUGUGGCUACGGCUUGCCCCAAGCUGAGAAAGUUUUCGAUGGAAUCCGCCUCCAGUAUCAAAGACGACGCCUUCGCUGCGCUCCUCAAGAGCUGCCCCGAGCUGGAGUACCUAGACACCAGAGGGAACGACAAGGUUUCCGGCUCUCUUAGCGACAAGUCGUUCAAGUUGCUGCAGACGGAUAGCACUCUAGCGCCGAAACUGAGAAAGCUGUACGUAGUUGACCAGCGCAUGAGUAAGAAAAUAGCAGAAAAACUGGUCAAAAUGCGGCCGCAGCUAUUUAUACAAGGGGGUGAGAGUGACGGCGACGGUUAUGCAUCUGCAAUGGUGAUGCAAAUGACGGGGGCGAGCUAUGGGGACGGGAUCUGGGGAGUCGGAGCAGGUGCCACGCCGCCGAGCUUUGGUUUCCAAAAAUACUCGAAUUACGACUUCUUCUAGGGCUUGCUCUCUCGAUAUUGUCAUGUCAGUAUGGCCAGGUCUCUCCUUAAGACGAACGACGACCAGAAAGUAUAUUCUCCGAAGGUCGAAAUGAAGCGAGCCUGACAGUAACGGGGUACUAAAAUCAAUUUGGACGAUUUGCGCAACUAUAACGCUUACGAAGCCUUGAUGUUGGAAAGGAUCCC
This is a messenger RNA of Klebsormidium nitens, 2049 nucleotides long. Lineage: Eukaryota; Viridiplantae; Streptophyta; Klebsormidiophyceae; Klebsormidiales; Klebsormidiaceae. The record is from the annotation of a GenBank genome assembly.